GCUUCACAAAUUUUUAAUCAGCGGCAUGAAAGUUAUUGGUGGUCUGAGCUGUGAUCGUACUGUAAAACAUGCAAGAAUCCAUAUUUGUAGGACCUGCUCAGCUAAUCUGAUCCAUGGUUGUCAAGAAGCACGUGCCUCAAUUUUUUAUGCAGAACAUUCGGAGAACACAUUUUUUGGUUAAUGGCUAAUCUGAUCCAUGACUGUUAGGAAAUUAAUCUAGAGUUGUAGGACGUCCACUACUUUGUUUGUUGGUCGUUGACAUGACCAGAAUUAGCAGCGGUCACCAAACUUGGCGCCAAAAUUAGCACCACGAGCUCUGUACAUGAACACGCACAAGCUAAGAAGAAGAGCCCCUAAUUAACCAUCAAUCCUAAUCAACAGUCUUUGUUCAGCCAUGCGAAGGUGUCGACGAGCGCUCCGGGCGGCGGCCAUGGCGGCCGCCGUCGCCGUGCUGUGCCUGCUCAUGGCCGGCGCCGCCCACGGCGACGAUCUGGGUUACGCGACGACGACGACGGCCACGGAGACGAAGCAGGAGCCGUCGUUGCAUAGCCUGUUUAAGCACCUGCCGCUCUGGUCGCAUCCGGGCUCCGGACAUUGGAGUUAUUCUUACAAGUACACAUCAUCGUCCUCCUCCAAGAAGCCCAGCGAGCCGGCGCCGGAGCAGCCGAGCGAGCCGGCAACGGAGACGACGACCGAGCCAGCGCCGGAGACGUCGAAGCAGGCGGACGAUUCCUACACACAAAAGCCAGAGCCGGCCACGCCGGAGCCGGAGACGCCGAGCGAGCCAGCACCGGAGACGCCGACGGAGCCGGCGCCGGAGACGAUGACGCCGGCGGACGACUUCUACACGAAAAAGCCAGAGCCAGAGCUGACGCCGGCCACGCCGGAGCCCGAGACGCCGGCGGCGGGCGGCUAUAGCGGCGGUGGCGGCGGGAAGAGCUUGGACGAUGACGGCGAGCCGACGGACGGGCUGAGCCCCAAGGCCAUCGCCAACAUCCUCAAGGAGCACAACGUGUUCCGCGCCAAGGAGCACGUGCCCCCGCUCAAGUGGAACGCGACGGUGGCGGGGUACGCGCAGAAGUACGCGAACGAGCGGAAGGGUGACUGCGCGCUGGAGCACUCGACGGGGCCGUACGGGGAGAACCUGAUGUACGGUCAGGGGAAGGCGUGGACGUGGCGGCACACGGUGGACGAGUGGAGCGAGGAGAAGCGGAGCUACCACUACGGCUCCAACACCUGCGACAGCGGCAAGAUGUGCGGCCACUACACCGCCGUCGUCUGGAAGCACACCACCGACGUCGGCUGCGGCCGGGUCACCUGCACCAGCGGCGACACCCUCAUGGUCUGCAGCUACUACCCGCCCGGCAACUACGUCGGCGAGAAGCCAUACUAGAAACUAUUCAUUAAUUCUUUGUUUCAUUGGUUUCCCCAUCGUCCAAGAUCUCGCCGGAGAAGAAGCUUGUAACUGUAUGAUGAUGAUGAUCAAGCCAAGCAUGUUCGUGUAAACCAAAAGUGCAAUUCUUUCAUGGGCCGUUGAUCGAAGUGCAAUUGACUACUCUAGAGAACAUCAUUCAGGCC
Brachypodium distachyon (stiff brome) is the source of this 1578-nucleotide messenger RNA. RefSeq names its product repressed by EFG1 protein 1. The coding region runs from base 395 to 1393 and encodes 332 amino acids. The record is from RefSeq and is a predicted model, not a curated record. The transcript is spliced from 2 exons. Gene Ontology annotation, cellular component: extracellular region. NCBI's taxonomy places the organism in Eukaryota, Viridiplantae, Streptophyta, Magnoliopsida, Poales, Poaceae.